Messenger RNA from Colletotrichum karsti, 2832 nucleotides. Its product is annotated as MFS quinate transporter. The transcript is spliced from 9 exons. Gene Ontology annotation, biological process: transmembrane transport; carbohydrate transport. Bases 1 to 2832 code for a protein of 943 amino acids. NCBI's taxonomy places the organism in Eukaryota, Fungi, Ascomycota, Sordariomycetes, Glomerellales, Glomerellaceae. The record is from RefSeq and is a predicted model, not a curated record. Gene Ontology annotation, cellular component: membrane. Gene Ontology annotation, molecular function: carbohydrate:proton symporter activity.
AUGGCGGGCGGAGGUUCGUUAUUCGCCUCUCCCGAGUGGAAGAAGGACCCUCGGGAGAUUUUCAACGCCAAACUCCUCUUGCUGGGUAUCACGAUCGCCUUCGCAGGAUGUGCAUACGGCUUUGACCAGGGGAACAUCGGAGGCAUUAUGACUUUCCCCUCGUUCAGGAAAGCCUUCGGAUUUGACACGAUCAGUACGGAGGAGGCAGACAAAAGAGAGGGCAAUAUUGCAGCAAUGCUGGCUGCUGGUGGUACCGCUGGCGCGUUGCUCGCAGCACCUCUAUCCGACUAUCUUGGACGCAAGAAGGCAGUUACAUCCAUGGCUGCACUAUUCCUAGUCGGCUGUGGAAUGCAAGAGGUUCCGAAUCUCGACGUUCUCUACGCUGGUCGUCUGCUGGCUGGUGUCGCUAUCGGUGCAACUUCUAUGUUGGCUCCCCAAUAUCUCGCCGAAAACUCCCCCAAGUCUAUUCGCGGCUCUCUCACCACGUCUUACAACCUCAUGAUCAUCCUUGCUUUAGCGAUUGCAUUCUGGGUCAACUAUGCCGUUAGUCUUUGGCCCAAUCAAGACCCCAACAACAACAUGGCUUGGCAGCUGGCUCUUGGCAUUCAACUCAUCCCCGGAUUCUUCCUCUUCGUCCUCAUUUGGUUCGUCGUUGAAACACCUCGAGCGUUGAUCGCGAAGGGAAAGGAUGAGCGUGGACUGAAAAACCUGUGCAAGUUGCGAGGCCUGCCCGCCGAGCACCCUUACGUUCGGCAAGAGUACAUGGAAAUUACAGCUCAAGUUGAGGCUGAACAACAGACUGCUAAGGGAACCAACUACCUCGUUGUCAUGAAAGACAUCGCCACGAACCCCAGCAACCGUCGUCGUCUCUUCCUUGCCGUCACGCUGUUCUUGUUCCACAAGCUCACCGGAACCGACUCGCUCAACUACUUCGCGCCUCAAAUCUUCGCCAUGAUCGGUGUCCCGAAGGGCUCCAGCUCUCUCCUCACGACCGGUGUCUACGGUGUAGUCAAGCUGGCCACUACGAUCAUUUACGUCACUGUCAUCGUCGACCGCGUUGGACGUCGCCUUCCUCUCAUCAUCGGCGCGACCAUCCAAGCUACUUCCAUGCUUUACAUCGGACUGUUCAUUCGCUUUUCUGACGUCGAGGCCGGAAGCGGAACUACUCCCGGUGGAAUCGUUGGUAUCAUCAUGAUCUAUCUUUAUGCCUUCGGAUGGUCAUUCGGACAUUCAGUCGCGCCGUACUUGACUGCUGCUGAAAUCUUCCCUGCUCGUAUCCGGUCUUUCUGCAUGUCGUGUUGCCUGUUCACCAACUGGAUCGUCAACUACGGCAUUACGUCUGCUACUCCCCACAUGCUGCGGACCAUGGGCUAUGGUACUUUCUUGUUCUUCGCCGUCAUGACCUACAUCGGCGCCGUCUUCGUUUGGUUCUGCUUGCCGGAGCUCAAGGGCCGUAGUAUCGAGUCCAUGGACGACCUGUUUGCGCACUCCCUUUGGACCAUGUUCAAGCGUGCUUACCCGACGGAAGAUGAGAAGGUCAGACACGAUGUGCAGGAGAGGCUGCACGACAAGGAGCAAGGCGACGACAAGGAUAUUUCCCACGUGGCUAUGGUCGAGGACAACAGCAGGCGGUACGAGCCGCCACAGAAGCGGCAGGUUAUGCGGUACUACAUUGAGAUUCUCAGUCAAUACUUGACGGUAAAUGAGCAGUUCAACUCUUUCCUCUCAGCAUUUCUUCCUAUGGCGAUGGAGUCAUCUGUUCUGUAUGAUGCACUUGUUGCUUUUGCAUCCGGCCAUCUAUCCCUCAGCGAUCAUUCAUACAAGGUCGCAGCUCUUGAGGCUCACUCGACAGCUAUGGGCAACCUGGCAACGGCUCUCAGUAACCCCCAGAACGACAUCACCUGGUACGAAACCAAAGUGGCGACCUGCCUCGCCUUCGUGAUCGGGGAAGUCUGUGUGGGCAGUUGUCACGGAUGGCAGACGCACUUGCAAGGCGCGAAGCUCAUGAUAGAGUCCGCCACGGCAGACAUGAGCUCCGGCGUCACACUCCGCGGGCCAGACGUCUUCAAGAAGAGCUCCGAAGGCCAGUGGAUCUUACGAAACUUCGCAUAUCACGAUAUCGUCGGAAGCGUUACUCUCAGGCGGCGACCUCUACUGGACUGCAGUUACCUGGACGGCAUCACGGAUGUCGUCGAUACUUACUUGGGAGUCGCGACUGAAUUGCUGCGCUAUGUCUCCACACUCUGUUGUCUCGACGAGGAGACGAGAGUUGAUCCGGACUUCUCUGACGAUGAAAACACCGAGCGAAUGGUGCGCUUUCACCAAACUUGCUCCGAGACCGAGCAGGAGCUGCAGGGUUGGCGGUGUCGCCCAGACGCUGCACCGGAAUUGAUGGCAUUGGCCCACGCUUUCAGGAGCGCCGUUUUGAUAUUUCUGUAUCGACUCGUGCGAACCAGAAGUGAGGGCGAAUCGUUCUCCCCUGAGAAAGACGGGCUUUCGGCAGUAGGGAGCUGGGAUAUUCUUCCCACCAAGAUUCGCACGCAGAUAUCCAACAUCCUCAGGCACGUCUCCGAUAUUCCAGUCGGAAGUCAUGCGGAAUCUGCAAUUCUAUUUCCUUUGUUCCUCGCCGGCGGAGAGGCUACGGAGGAUCACCACAUGGAUGCCGUCCGAAACCGGCUGCAGUUGACGUUGCAGAAGCGGCGGUUCCAGAACAUCGCUCUAUCGUUGGACACUCUUGAGGAUCUGUGGCAUAAGCGAAAGACGGAGGAUGGCUCUCAAGUCGACUGGACGGAAAUCCUGGACGCGUCCGGAGAGCCUUUAUUGUUGACUUGA